AUGGCAAACCAGCUGUUUGCAAAGAAUCAGCCAAGGCCAGCGACUUCUUCCUCUUCGUUGUCUCCUUCGCCGACCAACCACCACCCUGUGCGGCCCCCUAUCCACCCUCCUGCAGUCCAGCCACCUCAAUCAGCCGUCGCAAACACUUUUGGCCCGAAACGCUCGAAAGAAGAGAUAUUCUCCCCUUAUCCCCGUGAUAUUCCAGCUGGUUUCGCGACUCCACACCCCCAUAUAACAGUCGAGAAAGUCAAUACGGCGCAUAUCCCUUCCUUGACGCGGAUCACGGGCUUACUCCUUCCUAUCCGCUACCCAAACUCGUUCUACACAGCUAUCAUAACUGAUCCGGUAAUUGCUUCUCUUUCGCGGGUUGCGAUUUACCAUGACCACCCCGUUGCUGCAGUCCCAGGAUCUGGCGCAUCUGCCGGGACGGACAAAGUCAUCGGGGGCAUUCGGUGUCGGCUAGAGCGAAUCCGACAGGAAGAGAACUCAAAGAAAGAGAAUGCAACACAAGGGAACCAAUGCCACACAAAUCUCUAUAUUCAGACCCUACAUCUUCUCUCGCCAUACCGGGGCAGUGGUGUGGCAGCAUCACUGUUAAAUUCACUUCUCUUUGUGUCGCCGCCAGACCGCAAGGGCCAAGACUCAUAUCGGGUGUCCGAGCUUGUCAGGCACUAUAACAUCUGCUCUGUUACAGCACAUGUUCAUGAGUCAAACGAAGAGGGGUUGGAAUGGUAUAUUGCACGGGGAUUUAGAGUCGACGGUGAUGUAGCCGAAUACUACCGGCGACUGAAGCCGUCGGGCGCGAAGAUCGUACGACUAGAUUUGAAGUGGAAUGAAGAGGAUGAAGCACAUUCUCGGACCGAAAUCAAUGUACAGGCUACGGCUUUUCCUGGUGAAGCAGAAGACGAGGACUGGGAGAAGGUGGAGGUGGAGGAUGGCGAAGAAGAUGACCAUGGGGUACAGCAUUUGAAUGAGUCGCAAGUCCUUGAAAAGCAGGAUACACCUUCGCGUAAGCGCAAGGCAGAAGAUGACAAUCACAAACCUCAGGUCGAGUGA
This is a messenger RNA of Penicillium digitatum Pd1, 1056 nucleotides long. Its product is annotated as GNAT family N-acetyltransferase. Gene Ontology annotation, molecular function: N-acetyltransferase activity. Gene Ontology annotation, cellular component: NatA complex. Lineage: Eukaryota; Fungi; Ascomycota; Eurotiomycetes; Eurotiales; Aspergillaceae. Gene Ontology annotation, biological process: mitotic sister chromatid cohesion. The record is from RefSeq and is a predicted model, not a curated record.